Molecule: messenger RNA, 444 nt
Organism: Ceutorhynchus assimilis (cabbage seed weevil)
Lineage: Eukaryota; Metazoa; Arthropoda; Insecta; Coleoptera; Curculionidae
Source: the annotation of a GenBank genome assembly
AUGACUGGAACAAACCAGAGAGACAAAGUAGAAUCGCAAUCGUCAACAAUACUCGCAUUUGCAAGAAAGUUAAGCACUGGAACCGACCCUAGAAAAGUCAAGCCACCCGCAGAACGUAGAUCCUCCCUAGACCUCAAAUAUGAUGACAGCAGGAAGGAAUCCAUAGAACCAGCAACUCCACGGGCGCAAACCAACACACAGACCCUGCAGAUGCAAAAAAAAAGAAAAUUGCUUAAUACCUCUAUAACUGGGGACAGCGAAAUCUACAAGAAGAAAAAAAGGGCAGACUUUUUCACCCUUAAAGAGACCAUUGACAUGAUCACAAAGAUCGGAGCAGACCUGCAGAAAUACCUGGAACAGAACACCAAGAAAGAGGUCAAAGAAUUAGUAAAGAGACUUGCGAAACAAAUAAAAAAUAUGAACGAAAAUAGAAUAUCAGACUGA